AUGAAUAUACUGCCGAAGAAAAGGUGGCAUGUGAAAAACAAGGAUAAUGCUGCUCGUGUAGAAGCUGAUGAGACGCUUUUUCGGAAGAAAAAGAAUGACUUAGCCGUCCGAAGCUUAACGCAAGAGGCUAGAGUGGAUUAUCUUAGGAAAAGAGCUCAUGAUGCCAAACCUCCCGAAGACUCGAUUCUUAAUGCGCAGGACGUCCUGCACUUGUUCGCAGAUAUUGAAGGAAAUCGCAACCUUUAUGCUUCAAACAAAGAGUAUGAAGAGGAGUUAAAGAAGGAGAAGGAAACGCACGAGAAAAAGCUCGGAAUUCUCAAAUAUCUUGUUGAGUCCGAUGGCAACCUUGCUAAAGUAAAACCUUGGUGGUCUGAGGUUCCUAAACGUGGUAAAGAAAAGAAGCUACUUGGAACCCUCUUAGAUUCAGAUGAAAUAGAAGUCCAGCAGAAGCAACGCUCCGAUCCUCUCUUCCAGAUGAAAAAAGUUGAAGCAGAAUUUGCACGCAUUCGUGAGGUAAAGCAGACUAAUGAAGCUAAAGAACGUGCCGCUGCCGCUAAAAUUAUGUCGUCUUGUUCUCUCUUCCCGGAUGACAUUAAAACUCCUGGCUCCAAACGCUUAUGCGAAGAUCGAGAUGAUCCGCGAAGAGCUGCAGAUGUGAAGUCUGCAAAGAAGGAGAGGUUGGAGAUUCUCCGCGCGGAACGUUUAGUUCGUGAGCGUGCUGAACGUGAUCGAGCAGCAUUGGUGCUGUGCAGAUCGAUGGGUCUUUUGACGGCAGCCAAGGCGGUAGUAGCGAAAAAUGAAGAGACGGUGGUAGUGGAUGAGCGGCAUUUGCCAUUCAAUUCAGCCUUCAAUCCUGAGCUCUCUACUCUGGCAGCAGAGCGACGGAACGCCCAUCGUUUCGAGGUGCACCGGAAGCAAAGAUCGUUUAAGUGA
Molecule: messenger RNA, 933 nt
Organism: Hydatigera taeniaeformis
Lineage: Eukaryota; Metazoa; Platyhelminthes; Cestoda; Cyclophyllidea; Taeniidae
Source: the annotation of a GenBank genome assembly